This is a messenger RNA of Anopheles stephensi (Asian malaria mosquito), 3523 nucleotides long. RefSeq lists its product as uncharacterized. The transcript has 7 exons. NCBI's taxonomy places the organism in Eukaryota, Metazoa, Arthropoda, Insecta, Diptera, Culicidae. Gene Ontology annotation, molecular function: DNA-binding transcription factor activity, RNA polymerase II-specific; RNA polymerase II transcription regulatory region sequence-specific DNA binding. Bases 348 to 1970 code for a protein of 540 amino acids. The record is from RefSeq and is a predicted model, not a curated record. Gene Ontology annotation, cellular component: nucleus. Gene Ontology annotation, biological process: regulation of transcription by RNA polymerase II.
AACAGAGCGACGAAUUUUCGUGCAAGUGCAUCUGUGGCGCUGCAUCGUUAUUGUUCAACCAACUCUCGUGCUGGACGGAUGCGCUCGCCUUACCUUCCUGCAGUGACUCUGUGUCAUCGCCUGUGCGAGGAACUGUCGAGUAUCUUCUAACCAAGGGAGUGUGUCUUCUCCCAUCAGCCCUCCUGUCAGCCUUUGCCGUCAACUAUUUCUGUUGUUAAGGAACGCUAAACACACACACCACACACAAAAAGCCCCUUUAUGUAAACAUAUAAAACUUAAAACAAUAAUCAGAACAAUCACGAAAGUGCCGCUUUUAUUAAGAGAACAAACAAAUCGUCUACAGCACCAUGCUACAAAACAGUGCCUACGGGACACCGUUGCUGGACGGCAAACCGGUGCUGCCUGAGAUUAACUCCCAUCAUCAAACAGUGGACAAACUGGACAUCGUCGCAGAACCUCAACAGCUCACGAUCUGUAACAACAAUAAUGCGAACAUUGCCAAUCGCAACAGCACCAGUAUCGUCGCACCUCCAAGAUAUGCCGUCGAGACACCAGCUCCAACCGUCGGACGCGAUGGCUGGUAUGGCCGUCUGUUGGACCACACAAACUACACACGGCACACGCCGGAACCAGCAGCGCACGAUGUUCAACCAUUAAAGACCGAGGACAACACAUCACAGCGCAACGACGAAAUUACUCCGAAUGCUGCCGAUGGUGAGGAGCUGCUUUUUGGCACGUGCCAGCAGCACAUGGUGCCACACGCCCAAACGCCGGCCGAAGAAGUCACACAACCGCAAGACAACAUCGCGGCUGCUGUGGCGUGCAGUCCGAAGAAGAAGGUAGGACAGCGGCGGCCAAUGAAUGCGUUCCUCCUUUUUUGUAAACGGCAUCGGUCAGUGUUGAAGGAACACUAUCCGGAGGAAAACAGGGCAAUCACAAAAAAGCUUGGCAAAUGGUGGAAAAAUGCAACAGCGGAACAGAAAAAACCCUACCAGCUGCUGGCGGAAAAGAACAAAACUAAGUUUUUGGACGUAAAUCCCGGUUUCCGGUGGUGCAAAAGUUCCACCAUGGCGUCGUGUGACAAAAACGUUGAUGGUGAACCAGUUUUGAGCGAAGGAAAGACUGAGCCAAUGGAGACCGAACCGGAGGCAACCAUAUCGCCUGCUCAUUUGGAGGCGGCCCAAGCUUUGGUGAGCUUGCGUGGAAGCGUCGAGGAUCGCCGUCCGCUCACUACGUUCAAGCUGGCGGAUGAUUCGGACAUGGGAAGCUUAAACAAACUGUGCGUCGAAACGCGACAGUGCGGUGAUAGAGCAGAUGCGGGACAGCCUUGGAAGCCACGAUACAACCGAGUUGCCGAAUCAGAUCAAUGUUCCACUGGUGUUGGUAAUGUCCCGGAUCAGGUUACUGAUGGUACCGAAAGCACAACUCGUGCUGCUAGGUCUUGUAAGGCCAAGUGGUACUAUGACUUUAUGAGUCAUAUGUACCCGAGCAUGCAGACCAAACGUGCCACUAGCGCGAAGAAAACGCAGAAGGCGCACACUGAUCGUACCAGCCGCGAUCGCGAGUCAAAUACGGGAUGUCUAGUGGAACCCACAGAUGUAGAGGCAUUGAUCGGAAACUUGGACCGGGAACUAGAAAAAGAGCUUAUGAGCAUACCCGCGCUUAGUAUCGAUCUUUUCCGUGCCAUUCAGAACAACGAAAAAAGAACAUAUCUUCCCUACCAUCUAGAGUCUGGCUCCAAAGCUUCACUAAAGAUUUGCAACCUGCCAUCGCCUCCGGUAGCCGCGAUAUGUACAACGAUCAAUACAAACGACAAUACAAUGUCUACGCCGGAAAACCGGAUUUCUGUGGUGCCAUCGACCGUGCAACCGGUACCACCACCAUCCACCAAACCCGUCGGUUGUCGGAAGCGGAAGCCACCGCGAGAAAGCAUAACCCGGUAUGUCCUACCCACGACUGACCAAAGAUAGAGGUACCUGCCCAAUUCGUUUGGUGAAGAUCUUGAUCUCCGAUCUCCCUUUCCGGAUCUCGGCUAGGACGGAAAACAUGGCUUACGUUGUUUGUUUUUUUUUUUCCUGUAAGACUAAGCAUACUAGUUAAGCACAAAAGUAUUGCGGUAAGAGCUACAAUCGAAUGCCUGUUAACUUUGCUACCUGGACAAAUAUGGUGGGCAUCGUUUUGUUCCGGUUUUGUUCAUGGAUUGUUUUCUCGGAUUGUUAUAAGUUCCGCGCCCAGUCCUUAAAAUCCACCGGUAAUUUAGUUCGGGAACAAAACGAUAUCCUUAUUUGCUUACUCAGUUAGGACUAAGGGCUCUAGAAACCUUAGAUUAAGGGACGUAAUAAGAGAUAGACUAAGACGCGUAAAGGAAAAGGAGGAGAUACUAUUUAUUUGCAUUUUAGAAACGUUUAGCAAAGCUAAUCAUAACAACAGCAGGAAAACAGAAUGCCAAAAAGAUGAAGAUUCAUGCUAGUUUGCUACACAGCGGUGCUCGAGUGGCCAUAGUUGUCUGACCAAAAAAAGGUUGGAACCAUACCCUAGUCGUCCCUAGAUGGAAGCAGUUGCAGCUUAUCAUCACGCUGUUCCAUCACGUGGUCGUCGUGACCGGCUCUGAGACGCUAUAUCCUGGCAUCCAAUAUAGUGGAACCAAAAUGGAGAGGUAGUGAAAAAGAUUACCAUGGCAACGCAUAGAAUGUGACAGAGAGGGCUAGAGUGAAGCGAAAUCUUUCCGAUAUUUCAGCUCGAGGAGGCGAAAUCUUUUUGACGUAUUUCUUUAUAUGAAAUUAAAAACUAACAUUAAAUCUCCUCCAGCUCUAAUCCAAUAGCAGGCCUGUGUUUUGGUAUUAUGAACAACACAGCCAGAGCUGAACAUAAUAUGCCAUGAAGAGCGAGGAAGCGAAGAGUUCGUGUCUGAAACCUUCGGAUUAUGCUUCCAAUCAAAGCAAAUUUUAACUUCGAUUUUACUCCUUCUCGAAGCGUUUUCGAAACACAAAAUCUAUCGGUUUGGUUCGUCGGGUGUAAGUCCUUAGUGAAGCCUUUUAGGAUAAACGGAAUGAAGUGGUUGUUCAAGCCAAGAAGACGAUAAAUUUGUACUUUAGAAGAAGUGGUCCCGGCAGAAAAGAGAUAACAUGACACACCAGACAGCAGAUCACAAUUCUUGCAGACUUUUUAUACAAAGCGUGCAAAAUCGUGGACCGCCAUCAAUUCCUAUAUACUAGUUGUCCCAAAAAAGUUACCAGGACAAACCCGUUUUAAUUAUAAAUAACAAGAGAAGAGAAAAGAGAGAGAGAGAAAGAGAGAGAUGAUCAGUUUUAUCAAAGUGUGAUAAGUGAGCUAGUGAUUAUAAAGAGAGAUGUUUGAACAAAAAAUUUGCAAAAGGUUUAUAAAAAGCGUAUAGAAAAGACGAUGUUCGUUCAAUUUGGAAGGAUCGCGAGGACCAAGCCGUAUUUGUGAGCUCUUGGUUUCGUUGGACGCAUUAAACGUGUUAGCGAAAUAAAAAAAAUAAUAAUGUUUUUUGAAAUUCCUA